UUUACGGCAGCUGUCGUGCCGCGCCGUGCUUUACGGCGUACCGCGGCCUCCGUACGCUCCGCCCGGUGCGGGGCAUUGCGGGGCAGCCGUGGCCAUGGCCGGGACCAUGGUGGCGGUCGGGCUGACCAUCGCGGCGGCGGGCUUCGCAGGUCGUUACGCGCUGAGAGCCAUGAAGCAAAUGGAGCCCCAGAUGAAGCAAGUGCUGCAGAACCUGCCCAAAGCGGACUUCAGUGGUUAUUACAGAGGUGGAUUUGAACCCAAAAUGACUAAACGAGAAGCAGCCUUAAUACUAGGAGUGAGCCCUACAGCCAACAGAAGUAAAAUUAGAGAAGCUCAUAGACGAAUCAUGCUUCUGAAUCAUCCAGAUAAAGGUGGUUCUCCAUAUGUAGCAGCCAAAAUCAAUGAAGCUAAAGAUUUGCUGGAAGACCAAGCUAAAAAAUGAAUUGGAGAUAAAAUCAGAGGGUUUGCUUGUAUAAAUGAUUGUUUCUUAUAAACAGCUUAAGGCAAGUACGAAUCUUAAUCAGUGACUUGAUACAAAUGAGGCUUGAAAAAUUAAUCAGGGGAGCUACAUCCUGCUCUGCUCAUUUCUUAGUCACUUUGGGGGAAAUGUGUGAGGGAGUGAAGCUUAAGGUUUUUUUCAGAGCUGUUCUUUAGUAAACGAUUAAAGCUGCCACUUUGAAGUAUUUUCUGCAUAGAAGAGCAGUAGUUUGGCUUGGCCAGUUCUUCCUGCAUGUUACCAGAUGCUGACAUGCUGUUACCUAACUUUUGUUAAACUAGUUACAUUUGAAAUUCAUGCUGCUAUUCUGUCAUAUGCCAAAGUUAGCAUGAUGAAAGAGUGCGGGGAGGGGGUAGAAAAGAACAGUAAUUACUUAACAAAAAGCAGUAGGAGAGAGAUGUGGUUGUUUCUGGAUGAAGAAAUAAAGUAUAAGAAACUGAACAUACUCAGUUGAUGGUUCAGCUUCUUAACUGUUAUUGGAGGAUCUAAAUGCCCCAAGUUUUCUAGUAGCUUUCAAUUCUUAAUGGAUUUUAUAGCAAUAAGUUACAAACCUUUAGUCAGUACUGUAGUUUUAUGCAUUAUCUUAUGCUACAAAGCUAACUCCUCGAGUGAUGAGAGGCCUGGCAGAGAUCUAAAUACACUGGAGCACUGGACAAUCAUCUGCUUGAAGUUCAAGGGAAAAAAACGUGCCACAUGUGGGACAGAGCAAUGCUGGGCACAGGUACGUGGUGGGAGACAGGUGGCUGAAGGGCAGCUCAGCAUGAGGGAACCUAGUUGUGCCAAGUGCCAUUGUGCUCACCAGCAGUGUAUCCUGGCAGCCAAAUUAAACAAGCAGAGCCAGCCAGUCCAAAGCAGUGAUUUCUUCGACUUCAGUGUUGGUGUGGCCUUACCUGGAACAUUGUAUACAGUUCCAGGCUCCACAACAUCAAAAAUAAUGUUAGGGUCCUUGAAAGUGUUCAGAGGGCAGCAAAGCUGGUAGAACUGGAAGCAUGUCCAAGGAGAAGAGGCUGAGGCCACCUGGAUUUGUCUGGUCUGGAGAAAAGUAAGCCAAGACAUAACCUUGCUGCUCUAUACAGCUCUCCUGAAACCAAUACCAUGAUGUACAGGAACAGCACAAAGCUGUACCAGGCCCAGGGGGAAACCUCAGGUGAGACAUUAAGACAAAUUCCCAAUGAGGUGGGUGAUGAACUCUGCCAGGUGAGAGGCAAGAGGCACCUGACAACAUCCUGAAAAGAUGCUUUGAGGCUAACCAAAAGUUGUCAGGCAGAUGAUGAGCUUUGUAGGGGCCUUCUGACUGGAGUACUUUACUUGCAUAAACCGUUAAAGAUACCUGAACAAAACACCAGCAGCUGUCCUUGGUGUCUGAACUGGGGCCAGUCUUCUCAUGCUCCAAGAAUCUUUCCAGCCUUUCUGCAACUAUGGUAAAACUGUACAACAUACACAACAGUUAACACUGUCUGCUCGUAGACACAGUGAAUUUUAGAGCUUUAAUUUUUCCAGAAUUCUGCCACCAUUUUCGUAAGUACUAUAAGUAGUGUCAACAUACUUUGUGUGAACUUCAGUUACUAUGUAGCUGUACUGCUGUAGUCUAAUUCUAUGGCUAUUCAGAAAUAUCAGAAUACAGGAAGCUUAUGUACCUUUAGAACAGAGUACCAAAAUCAGUAACACAAGCACUAAAUAGAAAGUGUUUAGAACCUACAGAAGACAGGGAUAUGCUGCUUUACUACAGAACUUAAAGCAGGAUUUAAAAAACAAAACAAAAA
Phasianus colchicus (ring-necked pheasant) is the source of this 2259-nucleotide messenger RNA. It is a transcript of the gene DNAJC19, whose product is annotated as DnaJ heat shock protein family (Hsp40) member C19. Gene Ontology annotation, molecular function: ATPase activator activity. The record is from RefSeq and is a predicted model, not a curated record. Lineage: Eukaryota; Metazoa; Chordata; Aves; Galliformes; Phasianidae. Gene Ontology annotation, biological process: protein import into mitochondrial matrix. Gene Ontology annotation, cellular component: PAM complex, Tim23 associated import motor.